GCAGCCCGGGAGGUACCGAGAGCCCGGUGGCGGAGCGGCGGGCCUCGGUUUCCCUCACGGAGCCGGCGGCGGGGUGAGGACAAACACGGCCCCGGGACGCAGGCCCACGCGUCCCCGGGCUCAGCCUGGCACCGGGGGACCCGUCCAACGGGCGACCCCGGGGCGCCGCAGGGCCCGUAACCGCCCGGCCCGGGCCGCGGGACCAGCCGCCCGCCACGCUUCCUGUUCCCGCGCUCUUCCGGGAAUUAGUCCCCGUGCUUUUCAAAUAAAGCGUUUGCGUUUAGGGAACGUUUGCUCUUCUGAUGUCGCUGUAAUCGCUUACUUUGUGCUUGUAACUAAACCCCAGAGGGCUUUUCAGGAGAAAACACUUAAGCUUUUAAUUAGUUCAAGCUCCAGUGUCCCGGCUGAGACCUGACGUCUCUAACUUGAGUUUCGUCGUCAGUCCUGCUAUCUCGGCCGACAAAUCGCUUGACUGACCAGUUAUUAUCAGUUCGCAAAAACGUCCGCAGGGAGUUCGGCUUUUCACCCAGCUCUCAGUGAAUGUGUAAGAAGCUGUGGUUUGAGUUUGGUCCUACAGCUUGCCCAGAUACUCUAGCUAGCCCUUAAAACUGCCCAAGUUACAAAGUUUCCUGCGGUAUUUGAGAAUGAAACGAAAUGACAUUUUAUGUGUAAAGAAUAUUAAAAGUGAGGCUGGAGAGAGCGGUUAGAGGACAAGGCCUGAGUUCAGUUCCCAGGACCCGGGCUGCACUGCUCACAAGCUCCAGCCAGUAUCCCAACUCCAGGGGUGCUGUGGCCCCCUUUCUAGAUUCUGGGGACAUCUGCAUUCACAUAUGCCCAGGCUCACAUUCAUACACAUAAUUUUAAAAGAACGUUGUUUGAGACACAGUCUCACUUGUCUAGCUCUGGCUAGCCUGAAGCUCUUUGUAGACCAGGCUGGCCACAGUCUCACAGAGAUCCUUCUGCAGCUGCCUUCCAAGUGCUAUGAUUAAAGACUUGUGCCACAGAAAUGAAUGAAUGAACGAAUAUGAAAGGUAACACAAAUACUUUACCUCGUGCCUUUUUGUCUAUAUUGUAUGCUGAAAUCUCAAGGCAGAUUCCUGAGGUAAAACGUGUUCAACUUAAGGAAUGCUCUACUUUAGUUACAGUAAUAGCCAAGAACUAUGGGAUGUUAGUGCUGGAAGGCUUUUCAAAGAUCCCGCAUAGCACACACAGUACACGCUAUUAAGUCAUUGUGGAGGACUAAACAAAGUAUUUUGUCUUGAUCUCAGGAAGGUUUUUCUUCUUUCUCCAAACUAGUGAAUUAGGAAGCCACAGAGUGUGUUGCUGCGUGGAGCACCAGAUGCUAUCCUAGUUUUUAUAGUCUGUCUAAUAGGCUCUGCAUAUUGGCAUAGGAAGGGAGCAGAAACAGAAUCCCCUUUAAGUUCAUUUGCAUCUGAAGCUGUGAGUGUUCAAUGCAGUUCAUGAAUUAUCAGCAUCUAAUAAAAGCUUGUUUAAUCUUCCACAAUGUUCUAAAAUAUUUCAAAGGCUUUACCAUGUUUUCAUUUUAGAUUAAUAAAAAUAGACUUUGUUGUCUAAAGUACAGAACUUAUUAACAGUAAAUGGCAAGAAAACACAACCGCACAACCUUGCUGGUUUGUGUUUUGUCAGAAGGACACUGCCAAUUUAAAUUUACCUAACUUCCACACCUUACUCACCUUUCGUUCGUUGGGUUUGAGUUCAACAUUGAAUAAAUAAAAUACUUCCAAGAUUCACAAUCCUUUGUUUUUUAACCAAAAGCCAGAAGGUCUCAAAAUGAGUUUCCCAAUGAGUUUAUAUUACUGUGGGACUCCACCAUGCAGUGGUGAGCACUGUAGACUUUGAGUUUACACACUGUGCUUUAUAGUAGUUUCAGAAAUUGAAGUUUGGACAAAGUGAGCAGUUUGCUUCUAGAAUAAUUACAGCUCAGGUUUCCCAGUUUUUAUCCUAUUAUGUACAGGUAAUGCAUUUCUUCCUAUGGCUUUGCUCAUAUGUUGAUAUAAUAGUUUUCAUAAUUGAAUAUGGAAUUUAUAAGGAAAUCUUAUUAAAAAAAUUUAGCCAGUAAUAAGUUGAGUCAUAAGACGUGUUUUUAGAUCAACACCUAUGCAUAUUAUCACCCAUUUUCAAGGAAUGGUGUAGUAAAUUUUCUUACUCUAACAUGUUACAUUUUCCCCUCUACCUUCCUUCUGACCAUGUUACAUUCACCUCACACUGUGGGUUCCCUCCUAAAUGCACUCCAAGGCCUAAGUGCUAAAGCUUGUUUGCCUGCGCUAUUGGAAGGUGGGGCCCUUAGGAAGUGAGGCCUAGUGGAAGGGAGGUAAACAAGCCUCCCUCCCCCAUCUUAUAUCAAAGUGAGCAGCCCCUCCGUCUGUGUCCCUGGCAUGAUGUAUUGUGCUGCCAGAGGCCCAGGUCAACAUAGUAUUACAAAUCUUAAACAGCCCAAUGGUGUAUAGGCUCUGGGGUGUCCUUGGGUGCUUUCUUUAUUUAGCUAACACAAAUUAUCUUUUUAGGAAGGUUAGAACUUUAUUAGAUUACCCAUGGAUGAGGCAGAACAAAACUGUCAGAACAGAAAUGGAACCUGAGUUUAUCCUGAUUAGAAAGGCCUGUGUCAUGAAGUAUGACCAUCAUCUGGCAUAAGGUUGACCAUAUUCUGACUUCCUGAAUAAAGGCAUUUUCACAUUUGAGUGAGUUUAAGAACUGGAAUGGGUAUGAGAGAGCCCAAGUCAUGCUCUUGUCAGAUUUAAGGCACUAAGAAAUAGACCACAAUGAAUGGCCUUUUACACUAUAGAGGACUAAACCUACUUUUCUGGGGCCCAAUCCAUUUGAUUGCUUUAUGUGGAGUUCUGCUAUGUUUAAAUAUAACCUGUGUCAAACUCCCAAUUUUAGUUGUUAAUUAAGAUUUCUAGUUCACCGAGUAUCUUUUCAUAUAUGCUAGCAUUAGUCAAUUACUAAAAAUUAUUCAAAUCCCUAAUUUACUCUGACGAAUACCAGAAGUUCUUAAAAUUUGACUUUAGCUCUGCAACUGAGUCUCAGAGUUAUUUUUAAUGAUCUUUGUUGUCUUUUUCUGCAAAGACCAGACAUGGCCUUGGGAUACUUUUCAAUAACUUUAUUUUUAGCAGGUUGGUCUGGGCACUCAAACCCAAGGGCCAGCACACAUACUAUGUAAGCGAUCCUCCACUGCACUGCACCCCAAGCUUAAACAACUCACCUUUAGACAAACUGGUAACCAUUUAUUGGAAUUAGUAUCCAAGAUAAGGUUGUUUGUCCAUUCUUGUAAGAAAGGUUGUAAAGCAAAAUUUUCUAGUAUAUGAGAGCUACUAGAACUCUGUAGUCAUCUUUGCUCAUCAAGUCAUCUUUUGCUUGAAUUGUUGGCAUUAUGUUGUCCAUUAACUAAUUAUUAUGAAUAAAUAGUUUGAGAAUCCCAAGUGUUAUGUUAGGACUGGUUAGGAUCAACUCCAAAUUCUAAGCAUGCCUAAGUUUAAUUUAAACUUAUUAGUUGAUUUAUUAACAGAUGCAAGUUAAUCAAUCAUUAGGUAAUUAGUGCAAAGAUGACAUAGACAAGUCAUGAAAAUUGAUUCUAUGUGAAAAACCCAGAACUAUAACUACCCCACACAUAGGCCAAACUGGAAGAAAAUCCAAGGCUCAGGACCUCAGCAGCAAAAUUUCUGGCCUAUAUUGCUGAUAAGUAGUUUCAGCUGUGUUCCUCCUCCUCUGCCUGCUACAGUCAAUUUACUUAGUCUGUUUUACCAUCUAUUUGUAAACCUCAGUAAACUACAGCUUUCUCAUAGGAUGAGCUUGUCUUGUGGCUGUGAUAACUGCCUCAUGGAUACUUUCUCUAUAUUCAGUUUGAUUCCAAAGAUUGUAUAGCCCAAAAAUAUAUUUUUAAUUUUGAUAAUAUUAAAACAAUUAGUUGUAUUUCAUAGAGCUAAGUACAAGGUCAGAAGAGUUUUGAACUUUAUGACGUAAAUUGCCACUUGGAGGCCAAUGUAAAGCAGUGCUUUGAGAUACAAGAACGCUUUCGUUGUGCUAGCUUAAGGAUUGUUAAGUUAGUGUGUGCAUCAUCUAGGAUUUACCAGCCUUGGAAAUUUCUUUUUAGAAUAAUAUUUCAACUACUCUGUUAUUUCAGUUUUUAUUAUUUUUGAUAUAUAUUUAAUUUUAUCAUGCAUUGCUAUAAAUUAUCACAAAUUCUAUGAUGAAAACCACAGGAAAUAAUACAAAAUAAUGCUUGAUAUAUUUAAAGACUAGUAUUUUUUUUGUUUUGUUUUUUGUUUUUCGAGACAGGGUUUUUCUGUAGCUUUGGAGCCUGUCCUGGAACUAGCUCUUGUAGACCAGGCUGGUCUCGAACUCAGAGAUCCGCCUGCCUCUGCGUCCCGAGUGCUGGGAUUAAAGGCGUGAGCCACCACCGCCCGGCUAAGACUAGUAUUUUUAACUAAAAUGUUUGCUUACAUUUAAUCUAUGCCCUGAAUGAAAUGCAUAUGAGAAAACAGUUUUUAUCAUUCAAUGACCAUUGAUCUAAAUUCAGGCUUUCCCCUUGUAAAAGUAUAUUUCUACAUUAUAUAUGUAUUUAACCAAAAUUUUGACCCAUAAAAAUUAAUUAUUUAAUAAAUAGUAAAAAAUGUUCUUGUCAAAAAUCUAUCCUAAUGUAAUUACCAGUUUAUUAUCCUGGUAGGCAUGAGGCUCCAUUGUAACUUGAAAAUAAAAUGCAUUGAAUACAAUUAAUUUUCUGAAUUUUGUAGCUUAGCGAGAGUAUUUACCUUUGUGAUCCUGUAACUGGCAGAAGAGCUGUGGCUUACUGUUAAUGCCCAGCAUUCCAAGAAACUGUCAAACCACAUAUUGCUAGCUCAAGAAAAGACAACAAUUCCAACAUUCAAGGACAGUAUCACUUCCACACCAUUAUAAAUUGAGGAGGCUGUCUGUACAGAGUGAAUUUUCUUAGAAUAACUAGCCUAUUUAGUGUAUCUUUUUAAAUGAGAAUGAUGAUUGUAUACAUUUCUAAGCUUAUACUUUGUGUUUAUAUUAAAGCAUUUAUGUUUUUCUUUUUACUGUUUGAGCACAUCAGAGACCAGAAAUAGCUGGAAUGCUAUUUUAAACCCAAAAUCUAUUUAAACACUUAUUUAAUGCUGCUUAAAUGAAGAAAGAUAUAUAAAACAUCCAAAACUCCACCUGGUAACUAUCCUAUUGAAACACUGGUCAAUAUGUCACUCAAUCCAAGUCGACCUUCUUCAUCAGAGCUGGUGGAACUUCAUGUUUUUUAUGUCCCUGAAGGAUCGUGGAACUAUAAAUUAAAUACUAUUUCAAUAGAAGUUAUUAACAAGUUCAUUUCUGCUGGAUUUAUAAGAGUAUCUCCUGAACUUACUUUACAAGCUCUGAGGGAGCGCCUUGGUGAGUUUCUCGGUGUAGAUGCUGUUGCAGAAAAAUUUUUAUUUCUAAAAUGCAUUGGAAAUAAUUUAGCUGUGGUGAAGGAAAGGCAAGAAUCAGAACUGAAACUCAAAGCAUUUGCUCCUCCAUAUGCUCUUCAGCCAGAAUUAUAUUUGCUUCCUGUAAUAGACCACUUAGGAAAUGUUUAUUCAGCAUCUUCACCAGUUACUUUAGAUGAACGGCACAGUAAUAAUGAUACCACAGAGAUUGAUGGAAUAAUCCACAGACCAGAUAGUAUAACUUUAUCAAAGGAUGAACCUGGAGAUCCAACUGUGUUGGAAAAUGUUUGGAAAGACUUUACAAAUCAAGAAGAAGCUGAGGAAGGCCAGACUACACAAAACCACCAAGGAAGUUCUGAGGUGCCAGGAUCAUUGGAAGAGUCAAAUGAUUGUUUGGGGAACCUAAAAAGUCCAUAUCUUUGGAAAGAUGAUGAUGAUAAUACAGCUAUCAAUAGAUGGCAGGCCAAACCGGUGCAUGACAAGGAGCACAUCACCCUACCAGAUCUUAUUGAUUUUCCUUCAUUUCCUUCUCAGCGAGUUUCUUCAAGAUUAACAGAUUCUUCGUUGUUACAAAUUGAGAGAGAGAAGAUUAUUGAACAAAUGAAACAAGUAAAGGAAGAAAGAAAAUAUCUGGAAAAUGUUAGAGAAGAACUAUUAAAAAAAGUUGAAAAGCUGUUUGAACAAAAUAAAUCAAAACGAUAUCAUGUCUGUGAUAGCUGGAAGAAAAAAUACUUGGAUACCAAGAAAGUCACAGCAUCAUUGGAGGAAGUUUUAACAAAACUUCGAGAAGAUUUGGAACUUUACUAUAAAAAACUCCUCAUGCAGCUUGAAGCCAGGGAGAUCAAGAUGCGACCAAGGAAUCUGGCAAAUAUCUCAGAUUCAAAGAAUUAUCUUAUAAUCCAGAUCACUGAAGUACAGCAUGCAAUUGACCAACUUAAGAGAAAAUUGGAUACUGAUAAAAUGAAACUCAUAUUAGAAGUUAAGAUGAGGAAACAAGCAGUUUCAGAUUUACAGACACUGAAAGCUGAACUGACACAGAAGAAAAUGGGUACAUCCUUUCGACCACCAAUAUUUUCUGGAAGUGUGCCAACUUAGGAGUUCAACAGAUGAAGAUUGUUUGUGAUAAAUCGGCCAGAAGAACAGGGAGCAUUGGCUGCUGCAAUACAUUCUGACCAGAUCUGACUUUGCUCAUCGUAAGACAUCACGAAGAGAAAAUCACAGGCACCCGCAAUUCCAGUGUAAUUAUAGCACCUUUUGUCUAUGUUCUUUGGUGACCAAGCUACAUCAAAGGUUACCUGUGGAAAAAAACUGCAUAUUAUUUUAUAUAACAUGGAAAAGUAUAUUUUACCAGAUUUUUAUCAUUCUCUUGCCUCAUUCUACUCAAGAAUAAAGAACUGCUUACAAUGUAUGCGUAGGUGAUUGGACGUGUGAGGAAGAGGUCUAAUAAAUAUAUUUUGUUACUA
This is a messenger RNA of Arvicola amphibius (Eurasian water vole), 6895 nucleotides long. It is a transcript of the gene Spata1, whose product is annotated as spermatogenesis associated 1. Lineage: Eukaryota; Metazoa; Chordata; Mammalia; Rodentia; Cricetidae. The coding region runs from base 5211 to 6527 and encodes 438 amino acids. The record is from RefSeq and is a predicted model, not a curated record. The transcript has 14 exons.